Penicillium argentinense is the source of this 354-nucleotide messenger RNA. RefSeq names its product putative adhesin. The record is from RefSeq and is a predicted model, not a curated record. Lineage: Eukaryota; Fungi; Ascomycota; Eurotiomycetes; Eurotiales; Aspergillaceae. The transcript has a single exon. Bases 1 to 354 code for a protein of 117 amino acids.
AUGCAACUGUCAAUCAUUGCUCUGCUGGCCACUGCGGCUGGUCUGGCCCUGGCCAAUCCUUCUCCUCCCCCGAAGUGUGGUACUUGCAACCCUCUGUCUGGCCAGAACAGUUGCGAUAUCACCACCUCGUGCAUCAACACAGGAAAGACCUUCCACUGCGCCUGCCGUGCCGGUUAUAAGGCUUCCAAACGCAACAACGAUAUCUAUUCGCAGUUCCGCCUGCCGAUGCCCAACUACGAGUUCCUGGUCUUCGUUCCUGAGAACACCGUUUGUAACACUCUGUGUGACAACCCAUACUCUGCUCCGGCGGAUCUGUGCAAGGAGGUCCGCCUGUAUGACAAGUGUGUUGUCUAA